Molecule: messenger RNA, 2970 nt
Organism: Danio rerio (zebrafish)
Lineage: Eukaryota; Metazoa; Chordata; Actinopteri; Cypriniformes; Danionidae
Source: RefSeq, a predicted model, not a curated record
AAGACACCAUCAUAUGCAGAUUUUCAUGUUUCUCAGUUGUGUACCCUCCCCUUAUUUUGCCUCACCAGCUACCCAGAUUAGACUAACAGUGCACACACACUUACAUCAGCAUAGGACACUAAUCUCCUAUACAAGUAUUGACAAAGGCAGAGUAAAACUUCAAUCACACAAAGGAUUUAUAGAGUUACAACUAUGAGCACCUCUGGGUAUAGAAAAGGGCUUGGCAAGCAUGAAGAGAUUGAAGAAGAUGAACUUUUGGCCUCACUUACCAGCGAGGAGCUCCAGGAGCUAGAGAAAAUAAUGGCUGAAAUGGAACCUGAUGAGAACAUACCCAUUGGGCUACAGCAAGAAGACCAGACAGCCAAAAAGUCAACGGGAACAUUUUGCAGAGGGUCGUUGCUGAAGUACUGGGAGGACGAGACUCAAAGAUUGUUAAAGGACAGCAUGGAUGAGUGCCAGACAGAUAAGUGCGAAGAGGAAUGUGCCAGUGAAGAGCCGGAGGAUAAUAAAGAAAAGGGGGGUGACAGGGUGAAGCAAGCUAGGUCAAACAAAUGGAAUUCUGUGGAGCUAUCACGACUAGAUAGCGAGAGCGCUCGAAAAUAUAAUGAUGCCCCCCACUACCCUGUUACACUGGACGGGUCAAGUUGUAACCCCACUGAUAUCGAUAAGACUUUAGAGCACGUAUUGAGCAAUGCCACUUCCUUGACUGAAGUCAACCUUAACAAUGUUGAAAACUUAUCCCAAGGUGUUUUGGUGGGCUUUGCUGAUGCCUUAACCUCGAACACUCAUGUUGAGGUUUUCAACCUUGCCAACACCCAUGCAGAUGAUCAAGUAGCUUUGGCCUUGGCCAAAAUGCUGAAGGCGAAUAGUAGCAUUACCAGACUUAAUGUCGAGUCCAACUUCAUUUCAGGCAAAGGCAUCUUAGCUUUGAUUAAGUCACUUCAGUAUAACAACACACUGACUGAGCUCCGAUUCCACAACCAGAGACACAUCUGUGGAGGCCAAGUAGAGAUGGAAAUGGUGAAACUGCUAAAGGAUAACACUAGCCUAUUGAAACUAGGAUACCAUUUUGAGUUACCCGGCCCAAGGAUGAGUGCAACUGGUAUAUUAACCCGCAAUCAGGACCGCCACAGGCAAAAGCGGCUCCAAGAAAGAAGAGAAAAAGACAAAAGUCAAGAACAAGUGAAGUCUUGGAAUACUGUGGACAAAAUGCAGUCAUUUCAAUUCCAGAUUUCAACAGACAAGCACACAACCCAAGGGAAGCAGCACUUGGUCUCUUCUUAUUUGCCACAACCACCUCAUAAUCAACCAAAUGGUGUGAUGAAUGUGCCAAUGAGGCAAAUAGCUGAAACGGUCAAGCAACAAGAAACCGAAAACGUGGGUCGAAUCCAGGCUAAUUCAAAUAAAAAGCACAAUCUCACUGGCGACAAGCAUGGCAAGAAAAAGCUUCAUGAUGAUAAUACAGAGCAUUCAAGAAGAAAAGAUGACCUAAAUAGUCUGGAGGAGUCAACCCGUGAUGAUCUACUGGCAGCAAUUCGCGGCAGCAACAUUGGUUCACUACGAAGGGUAAAAAGUUGAGCAUUUGGCCAAGACAUCACAAGUAGCCAAGGAAAACAAAACAGUGCCCAAGAUUGUAAUUCACUCAAAAGGACAGGAUUGGAACUUCCAAACUAACAUUCUGGUGAAAACCAACUCUGCCAAAACAGGCCUCUUGAGAAACUUUAAGCAAUAAUUACCUAUUUCAUACCAAGAAUUGGAGGAUUCAUUCAGUGUUUGUGUUCUGACUAAGGUUAUUCCAGUUCCAGCAGGAACUCAUUACCCACACAGCGGAAAAUUUUUAUCUUCUAGUAUGAAUUUAAUAUGUAGACAUUUCUGUUUUAAUGCACUAACUAGGUCUCUUGGUUUUAAUGUACAUGCCAAUCUGUUUUAAAAAUUAUAUUUUAACUGAAGAGUUCAUACCAUUUCUUGUUCUCCUUAAAAGCUAUAUCAAUUCCAGACGACUCGGGCAGUUAACUUUUAUAUACAAUGUGGAUUUUGCUCCAUGUAACUGACAAUAUCCAUUUUGUUUUAACACUAAGCCAGCAUUUCCCUCCCUUUCCCCCCAUCUUGCAGGUCCUAAAGGUACAAAACCUCUCAGAUAAUUAAUCUGUAUAACAUAAACACAAAUGAAAACUUGGGCAUGCUUCCGAAUUUGACCUGGGUUAUUUUUACACACAUUUAAUACACACAAUUUAGUAAAGCUAAAAGGGUCAUGAAACACCAACAUGCGAUCAUUGUGUAAAUUCAGCGUGGAGACUUGAUGUCUGUACUGGCUGGAACAAUGUGACGUCUUUGAAUUUUCAUCAUUGAUGAGACUUAGUUUGACCCAAUCAGCACACACUAUUGUGUAUGAGGUGCAACUUCAUUAAUAUGCAUGAUGGCUUCAAAGACUGUUUUUACUUUUUACUUUUACAGUGUUGAGACGUCAGAGAGAUGCCACGUUGUGUUGCCAACCAUAACUAAAACAAUCGGAAGAAGAAAAAUUGUUCGGAGACAUGAGACAUCAGUGUUGCAUUUAUAAAUGUGCUGCAACAAAGGUUUUGUUUCCAUUUUCCUGUGAUGAGAGCACAGCCCACGUUUGGGUCCACAUUUGUGGAUUACAGUGGUCUGCUAACAUGCGACAAAGAUAUGUUCAUAACAUUGUGUGAGCUUUUCGCAUCUGGAAAUGCUGAAAUCCGCAUUUGCCACUCUUCUUAGUCUCCUUGCCGCCCCUAGCAAGAUGCCGCCCUAGGGUGCGUUUCCUAAAACCAACUAAGGUCACAAGUUCUAUCAUUUCAAACCUAGUUAGUUAAUUUGGCAUUUUUCAAAUCCGUUGUUCCAGCGAACAUUCGCAAACUGCGUCAUAAACUUUUAUGCUUGCAACUACACCUCUAGAGCUGUAGUUUGCAGCAGAGUUCCAUUUCCAGUUACCCACAAAUUUUCCUAUAUUUG